Babjeviella inositovora NRRL Y-12698 is the source of this 528-nucleotide messenger RNA. It is a transcript of the gene ATP7, whose product is annotated as F1F0 ATP synthase subunit d. Gene Ontology annotation, biological process: proton motive force-driven ATP synthesis. NCBI's taxonomy places the organism in Eukaryota, Fungi, Ascomycota, Pichiomycetes, Serinales. Gene Ontology annotation, molecular function: proton transmembrane transporter activity. The transcript has 2 exons. The coding region runs from base 1 to 528 and encodes 175 amino acids. The record is from RefSeq and is a predicted model, not a curated record.
AUGUCUGCCGUUGCUAAAUCUGUUUCCUCCAAGUUGGACUGGGCCAAGGUUGUCUCCACCUUGGGCCUCACCGGCUCCACCGCCGCCUCCUUGACCGCCUUCAAGAAGAGAAACGAUGAAGCCAAGAGAUCCAUCGUCGAAUUGUCCACUCAGGCCACCCAGGUUGACUUUGCCCACUACAAGUCCGUCUUGAAGAACCAGCAGAUCGCCUCUGAGAUCGAGUCUGCCUUUGCUGCCUUCAAGCCAGUCACCUACGACGUCUCCAAGCAGUUACAGACCAUCCAGGAGUUCGAGGCCAAGGCUGUUGAAAACGCCCAGGCCACCGAAGCUGUUGUCGCCAAGGAAUUGGCUGACUUGAAGAAGACUUUGUCCAACAUUGAGGAAGCUACUCCAUUUGACCAAUUGACCGUUGAAGACGUUGUCAAGGCCGUCCCACAGAUCGACGACAAGGUUGCCCACAUGGUUAAGCAGGGGCAAUGGUCCCUCCCAGGCUACAGAGAGAAGUUCGGUAACCUCAACGUUAUGUAA